Molecule: messenger RNA, 2123 nt
Organism: Drosophila erecta
Lineage: Eukaryota; Metazoa; Arthropoda; Insecta; Diptera; Drosophilidae
Product: serendipity locus protein alpha
Exons: 7
Coding region: 101-1885 (594 amino acids)
Biological process (GO): cell migration; cell-cell adhesion; cellularization
Cellular component (GO): membrane; adherens junction; cytoplasm
Molecular function (GO): actin filament binding; beta-catenin binding
Source: RefSeq, a predicted model, not a curated record
AGCCAAGCCAUCUUGCCAUUCACGGAGAACUCAAGCCACUUUUUAAAAAAGUUGUUUACUUUUGCCUUCGGAAUAUUUGAACUCGUAUAAGCCGGCCAUAAUGGAAGUUUUGAGGAAGAAGUUAGAGUCCUGCCUGGUGAUAGUGAACAGGAACAAUGCAGCAGAAACAAACUGGCUAAAUGAGCUGUGUGCCGUGCUAUUGGAAUUCGCUACCUUGGCCCACAGCUCAUUCUGCUCCCUGGGCCAGUCGAAGUCCUCGGAGUUCGUAUGCCUCUGCCUAAGCCAGAUUAUGAUCUGUAUUCGCCAGGUGGAAAACACAAUGAAACUAGAAUGCGGCACUACAAUGUCGGUAAGUCAUCAGUACUUCGUGGAUCGCAUUCGGUGGUGCCUCAAGCGCCUCAUGCAUCUCUACAGCGAGGAAUCGGGUAGCGAAGAAGUUGCUUCGGAACGCUCUUUCAUUAAACUGGUGGAUGCCGCACUAGAUUGUUUGGCUCUGUUCACUUCGCACAGUGAGGAUAACACCGAUAUCUCAAACUGUCCCAAAUCUCCCAAGGAAGUCCUAUCCCUCAGCCAGAAGUUGCGUGUCAAUAUUGAUUUAAUCUUGGGUCAAUCCCUGGGAUUCGCCAAUGUGGCUUUGUCACAGGACAAAAGGGCUCUCAGUGCGUUGUGCCAAAAGGUUAUCCGCGAGUGCAAUGCUUUUCAGGAGGAGUGCAAGGAGUCUUCCAGAGCCCACUACAUGUCCACCCUUAAGCUAAGGGCAAUGACCAUGGAACAGGCAAUUUACCAAUUGGAGGACUUUAUAAACGAUGCGCUUCUGCGUUUGGUAUUUACAUGCUUUCUGGAUUUUGAGAAGUUUUCGGUGGACAAAAUAAGAGCCCUGCUGAGGAACAGCUCAGAUAAUGAUGAUAUGGCCGAUGAACUCAUAGCGGACUUUGAUGUCAACAUCGAUCGCGCCACUCAGAUAGGCAUUUUUGCCAUCUCCUUUGCGCCGAACUUGAAAAUGAAAACUAUGAUGCGCAGCUGCUUGGCUUCCUUUGAGUCACUGGACACUACCCUGAUACCUUCUCUGCAGGCACAUGGUUCCGUUUUGCACUCGGACAUCCUAGAACAGCAUUUCAACGAGGAGGUGACCAAGUUUAAAGCAACGCUUCAGGAGAUCAUCGACAGCCGCGCCAUCCUUGGUUGUUGCUUGGAGAUACUGACCUCAGGAAUAAGUGCAACCGAAAAACUUUACGAUAAGCAGCGAUUGGAAGACUUGAUCCAAAUUUGCUUGCUGUUAGUCGAGCACUUUCAGCUGGAAGUCAACCGAAAAGUUCUAACCGAAACGCAGGACCGAUUGGGAGAAGAGUACUACCAGCAGUUCAUCCGGAUACUGCGUGAGUGUAAGGCAAUUUUGAUGUGUGCAUCCCAGGUGGAGCCGCAGAGAAUCCUCAAGCGCUUCAAGAUCUUGCGUACGAUCUUGCGCAAACUGCACGGCACCCUGGGAGUUGGUAAGCAAGAAGAUGAACUUCCUACUCCCAUGGCUCCCCUCCUAGAGGAUGAGGCCAACGAUACCAAGGAGGUAAAUGAAGACGUAACAAAUUACUCUCGCCUUAAAACAUCCCGGGGCGGCAGCAUUCUCUACGACACAGAGCGUAGGAAUAGAGUAACUAGAACAAAGGACAACAAGCUACCGACAAAUACCUUGGACAUUAAAUCGGAAAAGGCAAAAUCUAAUGGAAAUGUUCUAAGAAGAGAAAGUUUACGGACUGUUAUGUUCAAGCGCCAAAAUAUAGCGGAAAGCAGAAAGCUAUACACUUCUGUGAGUAAUCAGUCCACGGAUCUCCAAAUCACAGAUAUACUCGACCAACUGACUGGAAUGUCCAAUGGAUACUUUGAAUGCUAAAGCAUUUUAACCAUAUGUACAUAACUUUUUAUUAAGUUUAGUCAUUUAAGAGAGUAAUUUUGCAAUUCAAACUUAACGUACGUCGCCACUUGAAUGUCAUAGGUCAGUUAGGCAUACACACAAACAUGUAUGGUUUUCGGGUGGCGGAGAGUGUCGCAUCGGAAACAGUUUUGACUGUUGUAAAAAUAGAGCAAUAAGUUCAAAUAAAAACAUAGAGACAAGCACACUUGUCAGCGCA